Molecule: messenger RNA, 2431 nt
Organism: Sebastes umbrosus (honeycomb rockfish)
Lineage: Eukaryota; Metazoa; Chordata; Actinopteri; Perciformes; Sebastidae
Gene: rrp8
Product: ribosomal RNA processing 8
Exons: 8
Coding region: 294-1979 (561 amino acids)
Biological process (GO): regulation of transcription by glucose; rDNA heterochromatin formation; cellular response to glucose starvation
Cellular component (GO): nucleolus; chromatin silencing complex; rDNA heterochromatin
Molecular function (GO): methyltransferase activity
Source: RefSeq, a predicted model, not a curated record
UGUGACGUGAUGUCUACGUCAUCCACAUGCGCUUGUAGUUCUGUUUGGCUUCUUUCACGCACAUGAGUCAAACCAACGUGGCUUUUGCUUUUGACAAGACAUCUCUGCAGCUAUUCCAUGUAGUUACAUGUUGAUUAAAGAAAACAUCUUUAUACAAACGCCGUCAUCAACGAAACCAGCUGCUGGACGAGAAACCAGCUGCUGGACGAGAAACCAGCUGCUGGACGAGAAACCAGCUACUGGACGAGUCAAAUCACUGGUUUAGUUCUGCCUCAGAGACACAAACUGGAAACAUGUUCAAUGAAGAGGAAGACUGGAGUGACGAACAAGACGCUCAAGUCCUGAACAAACCUGUCCUCUCAGACAGCCAGAAGAAGAACAGCAGCACUAAUGUCAAGUCCAAGGUGGUUGGAAAGAAGAGUCUGCUGCGGACCCUGCAGGCACUGGGCUCAGUACCAGAGUGGAAGAACGACGACCAUCAGCAGGACAGUGACAGUGAGGCAGAAGUGGUCCCAUCACACAGUAAGAAAAAGAAGAAAAGAAGGAAAAGGCAAAAGCAAGCGGAGACAACAGGAGAGCAGCAAGAGAAUGGAGACUUUGAUCAGACUGUUAACGAUGAGAAACCUGAAACAAAAAAGAGGAAGAAAGACAACACAUCUGGGGCCCUGAAGGUAAAAAACCCAUCUGUGGGCGAGACUAAGGAUGAAGAAAUGACCAAAUCUGCAGAAGUGAACAUAAACGAGCCAGAGGACACAGAGAGACGGAGCAGACAACAGUGGAAAAACAAAAUGAAGAACAAGAGGAAUUGUAAAAAUAAAUACAGCCAGAAAAAGCCUGAGGAGGAAGUCAAUAAAGCACAAUCUGCAGAGCAACGUAAGCCAAAGGAAGAAGUCAAAACAGAUCCAUAUAGCAGCAACAACAACAACAACAGUCAGACACCAGCCAAGAAAAAGGAAAAGCAAUGUAAACCACAGAAAAGGAAAAAGACUGAAGAGGACACUGACAUAUCCGGCACAACAGAAUCACAGAUGCUGAGAGACCAAAAGAAACAAAUUGGUGGCAAAAUUGAAAAAGGUACAACUGAAUCUUGUGCUGACGGAUCAAAACAGAAAGCAGAUGCACCUGAAGUGGAGAUCACAGAUGAUCAGCACCAGUCAGCCAUGAAAAGACUGAAACCUGAACUGAGCAGAGAACAGAUUCUGAAAAGAGAGAGGCUACGGAAAAUGCUCACCAGACAGGAACCGGUCCAACAGGAGAGUCCUGCAGAGACAAAAGAGGAGCCGGCGGUCCCAGAAGAAGAGGUGAAACAGGACCGCUCGGCCUCCCUGAGGUCCCGCAUGGAGCAGCGCCUGGAGUCGGCUCGUUUCCGCUACAUUAAUGAGGUUUUGUACAGCACGUCUAGCGGCGAGGCGAAACGCAUGUUCAAACAGGACCCACAGGCCUUCGGGAUCUACCACAGAGGAUACACGACGCAGGUCCAGAGAUGGCCCUCCAAUCCAGUGGACGCCAUCAUCUCUUACAUUCGACAGAAACCUCCGUCUCUGGUGGUUGCCGACUUUGGUUGUGGUGACUGUAAAAUAGCGCUCAGCGUGAAGAACAAAGUGCACAGCUUCGACUUGGCAGCUGCCUGUGAUCUUGUCACAGUCUGCGACAUGGCCAACGUUCCGCUUCGUGACGGCUCUGUGGACAUCGCCGUGUUCUGCCUCUCUCUCAUGGGAACCAACCUGGCAGAUUUUCUAGUAGAGGCCAACCGUGUCUUAAAGAGGGGGGGUGUCCUUAAAAUAGCAGAAGUGGCGAGCAGGUUCGAGAAUGUGCGGAACUUCAGCACUGCGCUGGCAAGUUUGGGAUUCAAGAUGGUGUCCAAGGACACAGAGAACACUCAUUUCUACUCCUUUGAGUUAUUGAAGACGGGAGAGGCUCCAGAAAAUAUUAAGAAAUUUGGACUGCAGUUGAGGCCCUGUGUCUACAAGAAGAGAUGAAUGUAUGUGACAGGACUUCAUUCAAACAAUGUUUGUGACGAUACGUUUUUGGAACAAUGUAUUUGUGGAUGUGCAGUUCACAGUGGUUGAAACAGUAGUUGUACAUUUCUAUCUAAAUGUUCUGUUUUUGAUUGCUACAUUUUGAAGCUUCUGUAAUUCACCGAUUUGAACAGAGCUGAGUUAUGUGCAUUAUUUGCAGAUGGUUUUUCAUAUAAUACAGGCCUCUGGGAUCAGAUAAUGCCAUCAAUAUCCAAAUGCAUGCAGGUUUCCUUCCAUAGUCUCUGGUUUCAGAUGUGCUGAUCAGGGAAAUAACCCCGAGUGGUGUUUCGUUGGAAUGAAAACCUACAUACAUGUUUGAAUGGCAUAUUAUAUACAGAUCACCUAUUUAGUACAUUUUAUAAGAAAACACAAUAGCUUGUUCUGUUGAGAAAUAAAAUCUACAUUUCAAUGUA